CAUCAGCACCAUCAGGAGGAUCUAACAAACACUCUCUGCUGAACGAAGAUGACUUUACCAGUUAACAAACGUGUGGAUCCUGUUUUCUUUCACAAUAAAAGGUCUCAGCUUGCAGACAUGACCACAGCCAGCUGUCUCCUAUCUGAAGACCAGUUCCGGUGCUUUGUAUGUCAGAAUGUCUUCACGGAUCCGGUCAGCACACCAUGUGGGCACAACUUCUGUAAGAACUGCGUCACAGAAACCUCCCAUGCUGAUGUCCCCUUUCAGUGUCCAAUCUGUCAAAGGAUGUUCUUCCCAAAACCAGAGCUGCAGGUCAACACUCUGAUCGCUGAGCUGCUGGACAUGUUCAGACGGUCAGCUCAGCGCCAGAAUCGAGAGCCAGUUAGAGGAGAUUUCUUCUGUAGAACUAGAAGUAAUGCCUUUAAAAUAUUUUUAUUUUGUCUUUUCUUGAUUGUAUCCUCCCAAGUAAAAUAUGGCCCUCAUCUGAAAGAGGAAGCAAAGGGAAAGAAACCAGAAUCACCAGAAGAAAACAAGCUUUCUGCCGUUCACCUGGAGCAGCUUUUCACUGAGGUGAUGAAGAAAGAAAUCCCCAGACUGUUGAUCCGAGCCGAGCUGAUGAAGGCUCAACGCUACGCGGUGGAUGUGACUCUGGAUCCGGACACUCUGCAUCCCAAACUUGUCCUGUCGGCUGACAGGAAACAAGUGAGAUGUUGUGAUCCACAGAAGAAUCUCCCACACGACCUAAAGAGGUUUUUAUAUUAUAAAUACGUUUUAGGGGAGCAGAGUUUCUCCUCAGGUAGGUUCUACUUCGAGGUCCAGGUGAAAGGAAAGACUAACUGGACUUUAGGGGUGGCCAAAGAGUCGGUCAAAAGGGUAGGACUCAUCAGACUCAGGCCCCAGUUUGGUUACUGGUCCUUAACUGUGAGGAAUGGAAAGGAGUACAGUGGUCUGUCUGAGCCUCCAGUCCAUUUCUCUCUUCAGUCUCGUCCUGAAAAGGUGGGGGUGUUUGUGGAUUACGGGGAGGGUCUGGUCUUCUUUUAUGAUGUAGAUGCUGCUGCUCUCAUCUACUCCUUCACUGGCUGCUUCUUCACAGAGAGACUCCAUCCGUUCUUCGGUACGGGUCACAAUAACAAUGGUACAAACGGAGAGCCUCUGAUCAUCACAGCUGUCCGCCUCCCAGAGUAACUCCUUAUUAACAGGAUGUUCCUUUAAAAGUGCCUUCCUUACAGUUUUCUAAAUGCUCUUUGACUUUGAUGAACUGUUGUAAGUCUUCAUUCAGAGUCUGAUUAAUUAAAUGUAUCUUACUGAUCUUUAAAUGCUGAAGAUAGAUUGAAAGACAAGGUAAAAAGCAAAAAAGUUAUGAAAAUCAUUGACACAUUUUGAUGAAAUAGAUAAAUAAGUGUACUUUACUGGUAGCACAAUCUGUACCAUCAGCUCAUUUGCGCACUGGCAACCAGAUAUACAACCAGCAGAUUUAUAGUGACCCAGGUCCAUCCACCCAUGUGCAGAAACACCCUCAAAGCAUGAUGCUACCACCCCCAUGCUUCACAGUAGGGAAGGUGUUCUUGGGAUGGUACUCAUCGUUCUUCUUCCUCCAAACACUGUUAGUGGAAUUA
Cyprinodon tularosa is the source of this 1616-nucleotide messenger RNA. RefSeq names its product E3 ubiquitin-protein ligase TRIM21-like. NCBI's taxonomy places the organism in Eukaryota, Metazoa, Chordata, Actinopteri, Cyprinodontiformes, Cyprinodontidae. The transcript has 3 exons. Gene Ontology annotation, molecular function: protein binding. The record is from RefSeq and is a predicted model, not a curated record. Bases 49 to 1185 code for a protein of 378 amino acids.